AUGUGGAGGGGCCACAUCGUGAUGCUUAUCAAUUUGUCCCGAGCGCGGCUACGCUGCUCGCCCGACGGCAUUGUCCUGUCCUUCCAGCCGCCAUCCUCUCGGAACGGUCUCGCCUCGACUCAGCCAGCGCCUAUUCAUACGUGCCUCGGCUCCGUUUCCGCUUACACCUGCCAUCAUAGAACUAAUUCGAGGGUAAUAACCGUUUCCGCGUAUGCCGCACUCUCCGCCUGCAACGCGGCAAAUUGCAGUGGUGGCGCCGCGUUUAGGGCUCGCAUAAUGAGCGCAGUUAUCGGCAUUUUCACAGUGAUGUGCUACAACGUGCUAUGCGACAAGUACGCGACUCGGCAGAUGUACGGCUACUGCCCCAGCUGGGCGCUAGAGUGGGACUACAGGAAGAAGGGGAUCCUGGACGAAAUAAGGCAUUACUCCGCCGACAUCAUAAGCUUGCAGGCAAUGGAGACAGACCAGUUCUACAACUUCUUUCUGCCCGAGCUCAAGCAGGAUGGAUACGACGGCAUCUUCUCGCCAAAGUCUCGCGCCAAGACCAUGUCGGAGUCGGAAAGGAAAUAUGUCGACGGAUGCGCCAUCUUUUUUAGAUCUGCCAAGUUCGCUCUGGUUAAGGAGCACCUAAUAGAAUUCAAUCAGCUCGCGAUGGCGAACAGCGAGGGCUCGGACAACAUGCUCAACCGCGUCAUGCCCAAGGACAACAUCGGGCUGGCCGCACUCUUGAAAACCAAGGAGGCCGCCUGGGAGAACGGUAUACCGACCGACUCGUCGAUGCUCGGCCAGCCGAUCCUUGUGUGCACCGCCCACAUCCACUGGGACCCUGAGUUCUGCGACGUGAAGCUCAUCCAGACGAUGAUGCUGAGCAACGAGCUACGCAGCAUCCUCGACGACUCGGCGCGCACGCUCCGUCUGGCCGGCCACCGGGACAACGUGCAGUUGCUGCUUUGCGGCGACUUCAACUCGCUGCCGGACAGCGGCGUGGUGGAGUUCCUAUCGUCGGGGCGCGUGUCGUCGGAGCACCGCGACUUCAAGGAGCUGGGCUACGCGAACGUUCUGAGGCGGAUGCCCGGCUCCGAGCACGAGUUCACGCACAACUUCAAACUGGCGUCCGCUUAUAGCGAGGACAUAAUGCCCUACACCAAUUACACUUUCGACUUCAAAGGCAUCAUCGAUUACAUAUUCUACAGUAAACAGUCGAUGACGCCCCUCGGUCUAUUGGGUCCCUUAUCUCAGGAUUGGUUCCGCGAGCACAAAGUCGUCGGUUGCCCUCAUCCACAUAUACCCUCAGACCACUUCCCGCUGCUGGUGGAGCUCGAGAUGUGCCCGAGCGCGGGCGGCAACUCGAACGGGCUGAUCGGGCGCAGG
Messenger RNA from Iphiclides podalirius (scarce swallowtail), 1371 nucleotides. NCBI's taxonomy places the organism in Eukaryota, Metazoa, Arthropoda, Insecta, Lepidoptera, Papilionidae. The record is from the annotation of a GenBank genome assembly.